GUGACCAUAGACGAAGCACAUUGUCUCGCGGCAUGUUUCAUAUUUGUGUUGAACGAAAAGAAAGUUGCUUCAUUGUACAGUAGUUUUAUUAUUAAUACUACUGAACUGGUUUACGCACAAUAUAUCUGUAGGAAGUGCGUCACAUUGACAGAACGCGCUUAUUUACAACGAUAUUUAACCUAGCAGGAGAGUGUUUGAAUGAAGUGUCUUCAUAUCUUCACAGCUCGAAUUUUGUGUUGAUUUUCUAGAUAAUUUAGUUUUCAGCGGGAUUUUAAUUCACCAAACUGAGCUUUUUUCGUAUUCAGCUGGAGUAUAAAUGGCUGGGAUUUUGUUCGAGGAUAUCUUUGAUGUGAAGGAUAUCGAUCCUGAUGGGAAGAAGUUUGACAGAGUGUCUCGUCUUCACUGUGAAAGUGAGUCCUUCAAAAUGGACCUCAUCCUCGACGUCAACAUCCAAAUUUACCCUGUUGAUCUUGGUGACAAGUUCAGACUGGUGAUUGCCAGCACUCUUUAUGAGGACGGGACGCCGGACGAUGGAGAAUACAAUCCUCAAGACGAUCGGCCAUCCAGAGCGGAUCAAUUUGAUUAUGUGAUGUACGGAAAGGUUUAUAGGAUUGAAGGAGAUGAAACAUCUACAGAAGCCGCCACACGACUAUCAGCGUACGUGUCGUAUGGAGGCCUGCUGAUGCGUCUUCAAGGCGAUGCUAAUAAUCUGCACGGGUUUGAAGUGGACAGCAGAGUUUAUCUACUGAUGAAGAAACUAGCGUUCUGAAGCCUACCACUGAGGACGGACACUUUUUUAAUGCUUCUCUUUCAUGACAAACUGUGGCCCAUGGGUAAUAAUCUCAAAAUAUCUGCUCAUCAUUUGAAAAAAAAUGACUUGAUAAAGGUUUUGCAUCUCAUUAUUUACAUCUGAGUCAUGUGACAUUCUGCCUGUUUAUUUUUUUAUCAGUAAAAAUGAGAUUGUGUUUACUAGUAA
Danio aesculapii is the source of this 976-nucleotide messenger RNA. It is a transcript of the gene polr2h, whose product is annotated as RNA polymerase II, I and III subunit H. Gene Ontology annotation, biological process: DNA-templated transcription. The record is from RefSeq and is a predicted model, not a curated record. Gene Ontology annotation, molecular function: DNA-directed RNA polymerase activity. NCBI's taxonomy places the organism in Eukaryota, Metazoa, Chordata, Actinopteri, Cypriniformes, Danionidae. Gene Ontology annotation, cellular component: RNA polymerase III complex; RNA polymerase I complex; RNA polymerase II, core complex. The coding region runs from base 317 to 769 and encodes 150 amino acids. The transcript has 5 exons.